This is a messenger RNA of Chara braunii, 629 nucleotides long. The record is from the annotation of a GenBank genome assembly. Lineage: Eukaryota; Viridiplantae; Streptophyta; Charophyceae; Charales; Characeae.
GGCCCAGCCAUACUCCGUGGAUUAGGGCGGUAGUGGUGAUGAGCCAUCGCUGCCCUUGGUCAUCUUGGUGUCCGCCUGGUCGUCUUGUCCAGGUGAUGGUGGAUCUCCCACCAGGUACAUCAGGAGACAGUACGUCGGUGUGAGGUGCCUAUUUUUUGGAUCUAACGGUGCGUUCAACGAUCAAGAGAUGGUGGUGGUGGGGGAGCUACAACGUGGAGCUGAUGCAUGGAUGAUGAUCUUGGAGAUGGGGUACAGGCGGCUACAGGUGACUGUGGGGGAGCUGUCUUUGCAGUCGAAUGAGGAGCCAGAGGUCGAACGGCGAGUGAUUUCUCUGGCCGAUUGGCUCAAAGAUAUGACCGACGACAUGCUGGAGAUUAUCUGGGAGCUGGAGGAGGGGCCGGAUCCCCAGCUUGAAGCCUGCAUCGAUUGGAGGAGGGUAGAUGGCAUGAUGUCUUACUGCUAUGCCCUCUUCGAUGAGGGUUGCAACCUGCGCGAUAUGCUUGAGGAGCGGCUGGAGGGCGAUAAUGACAAGGACGAUGAGGACUUGUGACGAACCACUUCCCGAACCCGUGCUAUCUUUCGUACCCCUUUUUGCUUGUAUCAUACGAACCCCAUAAAAACCCCGUUUC